AUGAAGCUCCUGACUCUUCUCCUUGCUGCCGGUGCCUUGGCGGCGCCCCCAGCGCCAGCGCCUAUGCCCAGGGCAGAGGGUCAGCAAGGUCCUGCUCUCAAGGCAGCACUCGAGGCAGAGCAGGCCGCCGCGACGGCCGCCAAGCUCACUGUCAACGCGCCUGCUGGCUCCAUCACCGGCGUGUCCCUGCUCAACGUCGAGUCCUUCCGAGGGAUCCCCUUUGCCGAGCCUCCCACAGGCCAGCUCCGUCUCAAACCACCCGUCCGGCUGGAGACAACUCUGGAUGCCUUUGACGCCUCGGGGCUUGCCCCGGCUUGUCCGCAAAUGUUUGUCUCCAGCGAGGCGCGGGAUCUCCUGGGCCAGACGCUGGGUCUGCUGCUGGACAUUCCGUUCCUCGAGCCCUUGGAGGGACAGGAGGACUGCCUGUCCGUCACUGUCCAGCGACCCAAGGGCACCAAGGAGGGUGACAAGUUGCCCGUGCUUUUCUGGAUUUUUGGCGGUGGCUUCGAGCUAGGCGGAAGCAACAUGUACGAUGCCACGGACCUCAUCCGCUUUGGCGGCGGGCAGGAUCAAAAGUUCAUCUUUGUCGCGGUCAACUACCGUGUCGCUGGGUUCGGCUUCAUGCCCGGCGCCGAGAUCCUCGCGGACGGGUCCGCCAAUCUGGGUCUGCUGGACCAGAGGAUGGGCCUGGAGUGGGUGGCCGACAACAUCGCCUCGUUCGGCGGUGAUCCCGACAAGGUCACCAUCUGGGGCGAGUCGGCUGGUGCCAUCUCCGUCUUGGACCAGAUGGCCCUGUACGGGGGAGACGCCACGUACAAGGGGAAGGAUCUCUUCCGCGGCGCAAUCAUGAACUCGGGCAGCAUCGUGCCCGCCGAUCCCGUGGACUGCCCCAAGGGCCAGGUGGUGUACGACCAGGUCGUCGACCGUGCUGGGUGCGCUGGUGCGGGUGAUACUCUGGCCUGUCUGCGCGAGGUGGACUACGACACGUUCCUCGAGGCUGCCAACUCAGUACCCGGACUGUUGUCGUACAGCUCUGUGGCGCUGAGUUAUCUGCCUCGCCCCGACGGCCAUGCCCUGCCCGACAGCCCGGACGUUCUGGUCGCAAGCGGCCGUUACCACGCCGUGCCCAUGAUUAACGGUAACCAAGAGGAUGAAGGCACGCUGUUCGCCCUGUUCCAGAGCAAUCUGUCGUCCACAGCCGACCUUGCUGGGUACUUCAACGAGCUCUUCUUUAACAGCGCCUCCGUCGCGGAUCUUACAACGCUGGUCGACACAUACGAGAACGUCAGGUCCGAGGGCUCGCCGUUCCGUACCGGCAUCUUCAACAACUGGUAUCCCGCCUUCAAGCGUCUCGCCGCUAUCCUGGGCGAUCUCGUCUUCACGCUGACCCGCCGCGUCUUCCUUGACGACGCGCUGGCCGCCCACCCGGACGUACCAGUCUGGUCGUACCUCGCCAGCUACAACUACGGCCUGCCCAUCAUGGGCACGUUCCACGGGUCGGAUCUUCUGCAGGUCUUCUACGGCCUUUGGCCCAACAAUGCGGCGCGCAGCUGUCGCACGUACUACCUGAACUUUGUCCUGAACCAGGACCCCAACGCUGGUGUCAAGAAGUAUGCCGACUGGCCCGAGUACAAUAGUAAAGACCGGGAGCUUUUGUGGCUAAAGACACCCAACAGGAACAGCAUUUUGAAGGAUGACUUUAGGGAUGAUAGUUUCCAGUGGAUCACGGACAAUGUAGAGAAGCUGUAUAUUUGA
Molecule: messenger RNA, 1755 nt
Organism: Emericellopsis cladophorae
Lineage: Eukaryota; Fungi; Ascomycota; Sordariomycetes; Hypocreales; Bionectriaceae
Exons: 1
Coding region: 1-1755 (584 amino acids)
Source: RefSeq, a predicted model, not a curated record